UACUCUCAACAACAACAACAUCAGCCGUAUCCCGGUCACCAGCUUCAACCACAUGCCAAAGAUCCGCACCCUGCGACUCCACUCCAAUCACCUGUACUGUGACUGCAGCCUGGCCUGGCUCUCUGAUUGGCUACGGCAGAGGCGAUCCAUUGGCCAGUUCACCCUUUGCAUGGCUCCUGUGCACCUGAGGGGCUUCAGUGUAGCUGAUGUUCAGAAGAAAGAAUAUGUGUGCACAGGCGCCCACUCAGAGCCUCCAUCCUGCAGUGUCAAUUCGAUAUCCUGCCCAUCCGCAUGUACCUGUAGCAACAAUAUUGUGGAUUGUCGAGGAAAAGGCUUGACAGAAAUCCCAGCCAACUUGCCGGAGGGCAUCGUGGAAAU
This is a messenger RNA of Vombatus ursinus (common wombat), 378 nucleotides long. Its product is annotated as slit homolog 3 protein-like. The record is from RefSeq and is a predicted model, not a curated record. Gene Ontology annotation, cellular component: plasma membrane. Lineage: Eukaryota; Metazoa; Chordata; Mammalia; Diprotodontia; Vombatidae. The annotation marks the transcript as partial. The transcript is spliced from 3 exons.